Messenger RNA from Aspergillus costaricaensis CBS 115574, 273 nucleotides. RefSeq lists its product as uncharacterized. The transcript has a single exon. Bases 1 to 273 code for a protein of 90 amino acids. The record is from RefSeq and is a predicted model, not a curated record. NCBI's taxonomy places the organism in Eukaryota, Fungi, Ascomycota, Eurotiomycetes, Eurotiales, Aspergillaceae.
AUGGCCAUUGUGCAGGGAGCAGACCCGCUUCAGUCAUUGCUCCUUGUCCUUACCCAGUCUUUAAUCAAAUGCCUACUUGAACCGGGGUUACUCGUUGUCUUACGAUGGCGCAAACAAGCAGGGAUAUACCCUGAAGCCUGUACCCAUGAAGCUUACAUACAGCCUGUAGACGCCGCCACUGAACUUAUAACUGCCUUAGCCCCAUGUACAUACAGUAAGAGGUCAGAAUACGCUAGUUCGAGAAAGUUAGUAGCUGACUGCUUCCAGAUUUGA